CAUAGGUUGAGGGGCGGGUUGAAGGGUUCGCCACGCGCCUCAGUAGGAGAGUUUAGCAAGCUCCGAAGGCGGAAGGCCCGGAGUCUUAGGGGCGCCCAGGUGGGCGAGACUGGAAUUGGACAAGAGUCUGCAUCACUGCCAUCACCUGGGCACCUGGUCCUCCUUCAUAGGUCUCCGUCUUCACUGUUGUCUUGACAGCAUGGAUGGGGAGGAAGAUGAUUUGUCUCUGCUGACUGCACUGUUGGAGGAGAAUGAGUCGGCCUUGAAUUGUAAUUCAGAAGUGAGUCAGCCCUUGACCCAGGAAGAUGGUGAACCUGACGAAUUUGAUGAGCUUUUUGAUGCUGAUGGUGAUGGUGAAUCCUACACAGAGGAGGCUUCUGAGGGAGAAGUGGAAAAGGCUGAAGACCAAAAGGAGAAUUUGGAUGCUCUCUUUGGAGACAUGGGAGACUUAACUGAUGAGGAAGAAGUUCCUACAUUGCAGUCAGCUAAAAAUGGGGUCCUUCCUGCUCCUGCUCCCCGUCAAGGGAAAAGUAAUCAGGAGUUGCAAGAUGAGUUAAAGAAGUUGCAAGAACAAAUGAAGUCCUUACAAGAACAGCUAAAACUAGCAACAAUUAAGCAGCCUGCUAGUCCAGCUCGUCUGCCUAAAUCCCCAGUAGAUAAGGUUUCACGUCCCCCUCUUAAGGAGAAGAAAGUUCAGAGAAUUCAAGAGUCAGCGUGCUUUUCUGCAGAUCUUGACGUCCCAACUCUGCCAAAACCCAAGCGAGUGGCUCGGACACCAAAGGUUUCACCUGCAGAGCCCAAAAGCCCAUCUUCAAGGAUGACAAGUAUACCCUCCCAGCCGCUCCGAACAACUCCUGGGAACACUCCUGGUGGGGUGACUAGAGAUCAGAGUGCGGGGACCCCCAGGAGCUCUGGGGAAACAGCUCCGACAGUCUCUGUGGAAGCCUUCUCUGGCCUGAGGCUCAGGAAGCCUCGAGUAUCCUCCACAGAAAUGAACAAGAAAAUGACUGGCCGAAGACUGAUCAGACUGUCUCAGCUCAAGGAAAAGAUGGCAAGUGAGAAGCUGGAAGAAAUAGACUGGGUGACAUUUGGGGUUAUUUUGAAGAAAGUCACUCCACAGAGUUCUAACAGCGGGAAAACAUUUAGCAUCUGGCGACUGAAUGAUCUUCGUGACCUGACACGGUAUGUGUCGCUGUUCUUGUUUGGAGAGGUUCACAAAGAACUCUGGAAGACUGAGCAGGGCACCGUCAUAGGGCUGCUCAACGCCAACCCCAUGAAGCCCAAGGACGGUUCAGAGGAGGUGUGCUUAUCUAUUGAUCAUCCUCAAAAGGUCUUAAUUAUGGGGGAAGCUCUUGAUCUGGGAACCUGUAAAGCGAAGAAGAAGAAUGGAGAACCGUGUACGCAGACUGUGAAUUUGAACGACUGUGAGUACUGUCAGUAUCACAUCCAGGCCCAGUACAAGAGGCUCAGUGCCAGGCGGGCCGACCUGCAGUCCACCUUCUCUGGAGGCCGAAUUCCAAAGAAGUUUGCCCGCAAAGGCAUCAGCCUGAAAGAACGGCUGUGUCAGGAUGGUUUUUACUACGGAGGAGUUUCUUCGGCCUCAUACGCAGCCUCAAUUGCAGCUGCUGUGGCACCUAAAAAGAAGAUUCAAACUACUCUGACUAAUCUGGUGGUUAAAGGCACAGAUUUGAUCCUUCAGGAAACUCAGCAAAAACUUGGAAUACCCCAGAAGAGCUUGUCUUGCUCUGAGGAAUUCAGGGAACUGAUGGACUUGCCUACAUUUGGAGCUAGAAACUUGAAACAUCAUUUAGCCAAAGUCAAGACAUCAGGGAUCCUGGGGAGCCCAAAACCUGCCUUCCAGUCUAUUUCAGCAUCAUCCCUCUUGAAGCAACAGAAGCAGCGUAUGUUAGAGAUGCGGAAAAAGAAGUCAGAAGAAAUACAGAAGCGAUUUCUCCAGAGCUCGAGUGAAGCUGAGAGCCCAGCUGUGCCGUCAUCUUCUCGGGAGCCCCUUUCUUGUUCUCCACCAACUGGGGCCGAGUUCCCCAAGAUGAACAGAACCCCAGCCAUUCAGACGCCCAAGCUCGGAAGAGGCAUCUCAGAAGGAGAUAAUGUCCUCCUUUUUGACAAGUCACCACCACCAAGACCAAAACUCAGUGCUUUAGCAGAAGCCAAAAAGUUAGCUGCUAUAACCAAAUUAAGGGCAAAAGGCCAGAUUCUUACAAAAACAGACCCAAACAGCAUUCAGAAGAAGCUGAAGGAACCUCAGGAUAUCCUGGAAGUGAAGGAACGUGUGGAAAAGAAUAGCACGUUUUCUCUGCAAGCUGAGGAUGAACUGGAGCCUGCCAGGAAAAAAAGAAGAGAACAGCUUGCUUAUCUGGAAUCUGAGGAAUUUCAGACAAUUCUCAAAGCAAAAUCAAGGCACACGGAUGUUCUAAAAGAGGCUGAGGCUGAGCUACAAGAGCAGUAUUUUGAGCCCCUGGUGAAGAAAGAACAAAUGGAAGAAAAAAUGAGAAACAUCCGGGAAGUGAAAUGUCGAGUGGUGACGUGCAAGACGUGUGCCUACACCCACUUCAAGCCCCUGGAGACCUGUGUCAGCGAGCAGCACGACUACCACUGGCAUGACGGUGUGAAGAGGUUUUUCAAGUGUCCCUGUGGAAACCGAAGUAUCUCCCUGGACAGGCUCCCCCAGAAGCACUGCAGUAAUUGUGGCCUCUUCAAAUGGGAACGGGAUGGAAUGUUAAAGGAAAAGACAGGUCCAAAGAUAGGAGGAGAGACCCUGUUACCAAGAGGAGAAGAACAUGCCAAAUUUCUGAAUAGCCUUAAAUAGCCCUGACUUCAAACAGGUACCCACAGCCUACGUUUCUUCUUGUGGUUCUGGAAAAGCCGAGUAUUGGCUCUGAAUUGCCCAUGUUCCUGAUUGACACAGAAUGAAUACGUGUUCGUAACAGCCUACAACUUUGCCUGCUUCCUUUGUUGUGUUGGUUUAACAUCAGCUUUUACAUUGACCUUUAAGUGGAAAAUCCAGAUACAGUUGUCUUCCCUGUUCUCACUGCUGAUGCCCCAAAACUGGAAGGCAGAUUGAGAGCUGUGUUUCUCUCUUGGGUUACAGAGUACGCAGUGUGGUGUCUCACUCACAAUAAGAUUCUGGUAUUUAUAUGAACACCCAGAGGCAAAGGAAUGAAUUUGGCUCAGGUAACUUGCCUAAAUUUGGGGCUUCAGUUUCCUCACCUGUCAAAUGAGGAAGGUUGGACGAUAUGAGCAUGAAGUGUAUCUUUGAGCACUCAAAAGUGUACAAAUAAUACAACUUUUUGCCAUCUAGAAAAUUAUGACCAUCGCCCUUGACAUAGUCUUGCUGUAUUGAUACAAAAGCCAGAUUCCUUCUCUUGGUGCUACUGUUACCUCUAUUUUGUUCUUCAAAAUCAAGUCCUUGAUGCACUUGGCAUUUCAGUUCAUAUUGUAUGACUGUGCCCUUAUAGUCUUGUGGAGCUCUGUAAUGGAAAUACCUAAAAUCUCAUCAUUUUCAAAUAUGGCUUUAUUUAAAUAUGACUUAAACUUUGAAACCUCUAACCAAAACACAUGCAAAAUGUGAGAAGGCAUGAAGCCCAACUGGAAAACAGAAGCAUCCCACGAGGAGACUCCUGUGGCAUUUGGCAUUGGCAGGUAUGCUUCAUUACACAUAUCAAGAGUUAUACCUUGGGGAUCUCUGCGGCGAUGGAGGGUGAUGGGCAGCUGGGACUUGGGGUUAUGCCUGUGGCCCCUGGAGCCUUAGUCUCAGCUCUUCUGCUUGCCAGUUGUGUGACCGCGGGUGAGGUGCCUGUCCUCAGGGUCCACAGUGGCGUGGACUCAUGUGAAUGGCUCAGGCACACAAGGGCGCCGCAGGUGUGACUUUCAGUGUUUGUGAGCACAGGGACCCGAGGAAGCGGAUCCUGAGAAGAGCGUUUGGGUUGCAGGCCAAGGAGGAGGUGUCACAGUUGAGACUGGAGAAGCAAGCAGCAGGCCUUAACUUUGCAGGGCCUCCUUGGCUAUGGUGAGGACGCGGAUCUCGAUCGUGUAGUUGUUGGGAACCACGAGAGGCAGUUUUGAAAAGAUCACUCAGCUGUUGCUUGGAGAAUGAGGCGGGGGCCGGGGGUGCUAAAUUCAGGACGGUGCUCAAAUAUCAACACUUGAGGGAAGGGAACGGUGGCCUGGACAGAAGGGUGAUGGCAGAGAUGGAGAGCGGCGGCGGGCCUCAAAGGAACAGGUGGAACUGUGCAGGAGAGGGCAUCAGGAUAAGGUUCUGGACUGGAUGUUGAGAGGGAACCCUGAAGGGGUGGGAGGCAGGCAGGCCAGACGAUCGGAUGCACCAGGCGCCCCACCCAGGGAGGAUCGAGGUGGUGACAGAAAGCAACUCUGGGGCAGCUCAGCCUGCAGGGCAAGCCCCGUGCAGUCUGAGGUUCCUAUUCCCGUGGAGGUCGCCAAGGGCAGUGGGAAUGUGGAAUGUAGCCAUCAUUUUGUACAAACAUUCAGUGCUCAAUAAGCUUCUAAAGAAUUAGUAAUUUUGUGAGGACCAUGGGCCAAAAGAACACAGUCAGCAUUCCAGAUAAGGCAGGAUGGGAUUUCACUGGUUGGCUCCAUCUUGUUCUUCAGCCAACUCCAAGGCGCCCGUAAAGUUUUGGGUCUUUGCCCUGAACCAGCCCAGGCUUUGGAGUCACCUGCAGGAGUCUGGGUGUAUAGCUCUGGUAAGGUCACCGGCAGAAAAAUAGAUGAUGAGGAGGAUGUCACUCCUGAAAGAUCCUUUCCAGGUCCUUCUUCAAAUGCAGCUCAGUGUUUAUGCAUGAAAUGAUCAAAAUGUCUAGGAUUGGCCUUCAAAACAGAAUGAAGGGACGCAGGGCAGCGCAUGGGGUGUCGAUGGAUCAAAAAUGGCGGAGCUACUAAUUGUUAAAACUGGGUCACAGGUAUAUGGAGGCUUACACCCAUCUCUGUUUUCGCAUUUGUUGUAAAAUGUGAUGAAAAGUAAAACAGCAAACAAGCAGCUUGUCUUCUCCAUGAUGCCUGCCCAGUGCCCCUGGGCACAGUCACCACCCCUUCCUCCAAAUCUUUGCUGUAUUUUGAAUGUUGAUCUGGCAGGAAACUUAUUGUGAUGGGUUUGUUUAUCUGUGUCACCUGCUGUCUUCUGUAUUUUAGUGUGGUUUGAUUUCCAGGUGCCAAACCAGUGCUGCCUUAUUAGUGCUCAGUGUACGUAGGGUGGAUGGAGAGAUUUUUAAAAUUGUGAAUACCAGGAAUUUAAUAAAUGUUUUCUGAAUUGUUUAAAAAAGGGGG
Molecule: messenger RNA, 5298 nt
Organism: Phacochoerus africanus (Common warthog)
Lineage: Eukaryota; Metazoa; Chordata; Mammalia; Artiodactyla; Suidae
Gene: MCM10
Product: minichromosome maintenance 10 replication initiation factor
Exons: 20
Coding region: 200-2827 (875 amino acids)
Biological process (GO): DNA replication; DNA replication initiation
Cellular component (GO): nucleus; replication fork protection complex
Molecular function (GO): DNA replication origin binding; single-stranded DNA binding
Source: RefSeq, a predicted model, not a curated record